UCGAAUAUCCCUUUUAACAUCCUCGCCUGCCGGCUUAAUUUUUCGGUUGUCCUCACGGGACAACGAAUCUUUGUUUGUUAUUUUUUAAUGAAACCUUUAACCAAAACACCCCCUAUUUGAUCGAAUCCCGUUCUUUGCUUUUUCCAAUUAUUCUUGGGGAGAGGCAGUCCAAUCUUCCACUCACUUGGGCUCGCUAGUCCUAGUGUAUUCGUCUUCCCGAAGUUCAUGACAAAAGUCACGUGACGAUUUAUAGAUUCUCACUCCGCCGUUAUCGGUUUAUUAUUUCUUGUUGGAAGAACGAGCCGAUAUACGCUGACGUCACAUGAAAUGACUUCACUUUUCAUUUAGACGAAGCCAUGGUGAAUUUGUUACCAGCUCUACGUUAGUCAACAACUUAACAUGAAUUCUGUUAAACGCAUACUGAACUACAGCAAAUUAAAAUCGGAAGCAUCGUACGAAAGUUUGCCUAAUAAACGACCACCCUCAGACUGGCCACAAAGAGGAAAAAUUCAUUUCGAUAAUCUUUCUUUACAAUAUUCCGAGGAUAAAAAUAUUGUUUUGAAGAACUUGACAUUUCGUAUUCGCUCGGGAGAAAAGAUUGGAAUUGUUGGGAGAACAGGAGCAGGAAAAAGUUCUAUAAUUGCUUCGUUAUUUCGCAUGACAGAGCCAACGGGAACAAUAACCAUCGAUGGAGUUGACACUAAGGUAAUAGGUCUUAGUGAUCUACGUAGUAAAAUAUCCAUCAUUCCUCAAGAUCCAAUGUUAUUUACCGGUCCUCUUCGAAGGAACAUCGAUCCUUUCAAUGAAUAUUCGGACGAUCAGCUAUGGCAGGCAAUAGAACAGGUACAAUUAAAAGAAGUUAUUAAUAAAUUGCCCGGGGGAUUAGAUACACAUUUGUCAGAAGGAGGGCGAAAUUUCAGCGUGGGAGAAAGACAGUUAAUUUGUCUUGCCAGAACCAUUCUUCGUGAAAAUAAGAUUCUUGUGAUGGACGAAGCGACAUCCAAUAUAGAUAUUAACACCGAUUUCCGUAUUCAAAAAGUAAUUCGAGACAAGUUCAAAUCUUGUACAGUGCUGACAAUAGCCCAUAGAUUACAUACAGUCAUCGAUUCUGAUAGAGUUAUGGUAAUAUAUACAGGAAGACUACAAGAAUUCGACUCGCCGUAUGCAUUACUGAAGAACGUAAAUGGUACUUUUUAUAAUUUGAUAAAGAACACGGGAGUAACUUCAAUGAAUGAGUUAUACAAAAUUGCUAAGAAUAGAUAUUAUCUUAAAGAAAGUACAGAAAUUACUAAAUUAUAA
Molecule: messenger RNA, 1299 nt
Organism: Centruroides sculpturatus (bark scorpion)
Lineage: Eukaryota; Metazoa; Arthropoda; Arachnida; Scorpiones; Buthidae
Product: multidrug resistance-associated protein 4-like
Exons: 7
Coding region: 400-1299 (299 amino acids)
Biological process (GO): transmembrane transport
Cellular component (GO): membrane
Molecular function (GO): ATP hydrolysis activity; ATPase-coupled transmembrane transporter activity; ATP binding
Source: RefSeq, a predicted model, not a curated record